CGCACGUCGGACAGUAUGCGCGAGCGCCCUUGCCCCUUCACUACCCGCGCUCUGCGGCUGCCGUGAUCCAGUCGCGUUCGGGGCCUCUCACUGGCUUUGUUCGACGGCGAGUGACGUGUGGUUUGAAACUCGUUCGAGUGGUGCCUGCUUACUCUUCUACUUUUCCUUCAACCUUUCUUUUUUUUUCUGUGCUACCCCUGGAAUUUCCAGCGGUCAUCGAUGAUCAACAAGCCUGCCUUUAGACAUUGCCCACACCUGCCUUUCUGAGCGACGGGGGACUUCGUAUCUGCAGAAAGCAUUGUCUCUUCGAUCUCGUCGGACGCUAACCGCAUCGCGUCCGGAUAAUCUGCGGAGUGGAAGAAGUCUUUAAAGGUGCGUUCGAACCAGUACGUCGACGGGAUAGACUCGUGGCUUGGAGAUUGCUUUGAAGCAAGCCAAUUCCGGCCAAAAGGUAAACGUGAUAGACGCUUUUUCUUUUUCGAAAAUAACUUGGAGGCAAACAAGUUGAGGAAUAGGACAUCGGGAGCAUUCAGCGACCUUGAAGGCGCCAGACCAAGUUUUGAGGUUCCAGAAGAAUACUCUCGCCUCGAACCGUUGCUUCAAGAACCGAAAUUGUGCUUAUUGGAAACGGAUGCUACAGAUGCAAGAAGCAUGGUGCCACUACUAGCCACUGAAUUCGGCAGCCGCGCUUUUUUUCCGGCCUUUUGCGUUUGAAAGACUGUGAAGAAGAGACAUCGUUCGGAUCCACCACAACAGCGCAACCGAAUACGUCUGAAUAUUAUCAACUGCCCACAGGAAGUUCGGUGCUCUUCCAUUGAUAGGCUGAAAGAGUCGCUGGAGCUUCGGACCGGGAGUUCUGCCUUCGCGUCGGAAACGUUGUCACCUAUGGAAACGAAUUCGGACCAGGUGGCCAUGGGUCUUGGCGACCGGGGCCGUAAGCGGAUCGCCAUCGUGGGCGGCGGCUCGGCGGGCAUGACAGCCGCCAAGUCGUGCCUGGAGGAGGACCUGGAGCCCGUGGUGUUCGAGCAGACGGACGCCCUCGGAGGGCUGUGGCGGUACCGGGAGGUGCCCGAGUACGGCGUGCCGUCCCUCAUGAAGGCCACCAUCAUCAACACGUGCAAGGAGAUGAGCAGCUUCAGCGACUUCCCGCCGCCGCGCGAGUUCGCCAACUACAUGCACCACUCGAGCCUGGUGCGUUACUUCGAGCUGUACGCGAACCACUUCGGCGUCACCAAGCACAUCCGCUACAACACCGAGGUGACGCGAGUCACGAAGAGUCAGGACUACGACGAGACCGGCCGGUGGGACGUCACGUACAGGACAAAAGGCCAACCUCCUCGGACGGAGACGUUUGACGGCGUGAUGAUCUGCUCGGGCCAUCACGUGAUCCCCCACGUGCCGACCUUCAAGGGUCUGGACAAGUUCAAGGGCCAGGUUCUGCACACGCACGACUACAAGAUCCCCGACGGGUUCCGUGACAAGAAGAUCCUCAUCAUCGGCGUCGGGAACUCAGGCGCAGACGUUGCCGUGGACCUGUGCCCGUGCGCUGAAAAGGUGUAUCUGAGCACGCGCCGCGGCUGCUGGGUGAUUCGGCGCGUGGGCCUCUGGGGCAUUCCGGCCGACUCGUUCCUGAACCGGCGCACGGUGAACCUGUUCAACAAGUACGCGCCCGAGUGGCUCGUGAACCUCAUGUACGAGACGUAUUCGAACGAGGCGUUCAGCCACAAGCUGUACCGGCUCAAGCCCAAGCACCGCUGGCGCAACCAGCACCCGACCAUCAACGACGCGCUGCCCAACGGCAUCCUCAGCGGACGCAUAGUCAUCAAAGGCGACGUCGAGGAGUUCACCGAGACCGGCGUCAUCUUCAAGGACGAGGAAGGGUACGAGGAGAAGUUGGACGUCGUCAUACUGGCCACGGGGUACCUGGCGACGUUCCCGUUCCUGGACCAAGAAGUACACAAGACGGAAAAGAACAAGGUGUGCCUGUACAAGUACGUGUUCCCGCCGCAUCUUCCGCACCCGACGCUGGCCUUCAUCGGGCUGCUACAGCUGCUCGGCGGUGUGUUCCCCGCCCAGGAGGCGCAGAGCCGCUGGUUCGCGCAGCUUAUCAACAAAAAGGUGUCGCUGCCCUCCUGCAAGGAGAUGCAAGCCGACUAUGAGCGCUGGCGGGCCAACCUCGAGAAACGCUACGUCGACAGCCUGAGGCACACAUUCCAGGCCGACUGGGUUGACUACAUGGACGACAUCUCAUCUCAGUUCGGCGCCAAGCCGGACCUGUGGCGCAUGUUCUGGCGGGAUAACGCGCUCUUCUGGAAGUGCUUCUGGGAACCCUGCCUGCCCUACCAGUACCGUCUUCAGGGCCCGCACUCCUGGUCUGGGGCUCGACAGGCCAUGUUCACCAUGAAGGACCGCCUCAAGGGGCCGCUGGACACACGCAAGAUGCCCCGCGAUUCGAGAAGCGAGCGCGACCGCAAGGUGCGCCGCGUCGUGCCAACAUUCAUCUGGGUCGCCGUGGUCGUGGCCAUCCUCAUAUACCUGUUCACGCUCCUCUUCUGAAGAAGAGCGAAAGGAAACGCUCGAUCGAGGCUGAACGUGUUGUGGUGAACGUGUGCUCCUCUUGCACGUUCUAACCUGUGGCCUGGAAAGGCGGGCAACGACGAGUUUGUAGUGUCUUGCUCAUAGUCACCGGAACGUAACCUGCUGAGAAGAAUUGAACAAUCCGGAAGCAUACACAUCUCCAGAUUGUGGAAGUCGCGUCCAGGACCUUGCAGUAGUGCCGCCUUAGCGAGCGUGCUUGUUUAGCUUGUCAUCGACUUUAUCGUCAGAGAUCUGGAGAAACGUGGCGCCGAGACUCGAGAGUUCGUGGUUUCCUCCCCAUGGCCACUGAUACAUAGCCGUCUCUUGAAGGACCUGAAAGAGUACCAGGACUUGACAUCGCGUCGUCGCUCUUACAUUGGCCGCAUCCAUUUAUAGUGAACGAGCGAAAAAGAAGGAACAUGGCGCCUUUUCGCAUUUACCGCUCCCAAGCAAAAGAAAAAAAAUUGUUGCCCUAAAGCACAGUGCUGAGUGCGAUCAACACAGCUUGCUCUUCCGAGGAAACCGAGGGACACGCAAGUGGUGCGUGUGGCACACGGCAACAUUUGUCUUGGAUAACCGGAAAGAAGGUUGCCGUCGGCUCCUGCUCAUAUUAUCCUUGUAACCUGCUGCAAACACAUCGCUACUGAUGUUGACGAGUGCAUCCAUUCCGCCCCCCUUCCCCCUUCGAAAGGCGGGAUCCGAUUAGAAGUUGAGUGCUAUUCGUUAUUAAUAUGUUAGCAUUGUACAAGUCAGCCAAGAGGUCCAAAAUUAAAAGCGUCGACACGUUUAGAGCAGAGGGUAAGGAUCUCGGCUCCCAGCCAACUAUGGCAGCCAAUGCCACCACCGAGGGAGAAGUGAUGUCACGGGUCACGUGAUUUGGUGAAGUCGGCGGCGGUGGAACGGAUGCACCAGCGACAUGGUGCCCUCGCGGAAGUGGUAUAUAAUAUCGCUUGUAAUUCGAAUUCUUGGUGAGUUAACGAACCGAAAUUUUAAUUUCAUGUUUUUCAAUUUAACAUAAACGUGUACAGUGUGUAAAUACGAUUCUGAGUUAUGUGUGAAGUAAGGAUAUAGGCAGAAGGUACAUAGGAGAAGAUGGCAAGAAAGAGCAAGGAUAAAGUCCACAGGAAGUCAUAGAUGGGCAGAGGAAUCUUAUGCUGCAGUGGUCGGCGGACGGUCAUCGAAUGAUAGGCAGGCGCCGUCGCUAACACAUCGCUCAAGUUUAUCAUGACCUCCUGCGUCUUGAUUUUGUAAGCACUUUCCCGCGUAUAUUUCCUAAUCAGAAAUGAAAACUGCGAAUAAGCAAUGCCGUUGCGCGAUUGUCGCACCGUUUUCGUUUUUACAAGCACUAUGAAAAAUAAAAGAGCACCAUGUCUGUAGGGACUUUUGAUAUGUGUUGUUGAUGUUGUAGAAGCAAUAAAAAAAUACAA
This is a messenger RNA of Dermacentor silvarum, 4004 nucleotides long. Its product is annotated as flavin-containing monooxygenase 5. Lineage: Eukaryota; Metazoa; Arthropoda; Arachnida; Ixodida; Ixodidae. Gene Ontology annotation, molecular function: flavin adenine dinucleotide binding; NADP binding; N,N-dimethylaniline monooxygenase activity. The record is from RefSeq and is a predicted model, not a curated record. The coding region runs from base 886 to 2556 and encodes 556 amino acids. The transcript has 6 exons.